Cetraspora pellucida is the source of this 567-nucleotide messenger RNA. The record is from the annotation of a GenBank genome assembly. NCBI's taxonomy places the organism in Eukaryota, Fungi, Glomeromycota, Glomeromycetes, Diversisporales, Gigasporaceae.
AUGAUAUAUGAAUUAGCUCCAUAUUUUCAAAAAUUAACAGCUAAAAUGUUAGCAGACAUUAAGAAGUAUGUGAUUAAAGAUCAAAUGGAUUCAAAAUCUAUUUACCUAUUGCUUAAGCAUAACUACUCAGAAAAUCCAAUUCAUAAACAUGAUUUAUAUAACACAGUAUAUCAAUUUCAAUAUGAGAAUAAUUUAGAAGAAUUAUUUGAAUUGCAAUGGGUUCAAUUAAUUGAAAAAUAUCCUAUAGUAGCAAAAUACUUGCAAGAUACACUUUAUAUUACUAAAGAUUCAUCUAAUACUAAUGCUAAAGCUAUCUAUGCAGAAUUACUUGGAUUAUCUAAAAAAGCUAUUAAUCUUGCUAUCAGGGUUAAUAUUCAACAAGAAUUAUCAAAUACUUUAAAAGAUUUUAUUCAUAAAACACAGGACCAAAUAAAUUAUCAAGAUAAUGAUCAACAAAAUAAUCAUUCUACUGCUGAUAUUAAUAAUCCAGCUAUCAUCAAGCAUAGGGGAAGACCUUCAAAAAGACUUAAGUCAAAUAUUAAAGAACUUUUACAUAAGGAAAAAUGA